This is a messenger RNA of Miscanthus lutarioriparius, 2262 nucleotides long. The record is from the annotation of a GenBank genome assembly. NCBI's taxonomy places the organism in Eukaryota, Viridiplantae, Streptophyta, Magnoliopsida, Poales, Poaceae.
AUGGCGGGGAAAUCAGAGCAGAAGUCACGGAAAGAGAGGCGGAAAGAAGCGAGAUCAAAGAAGCACAAGCUGUGGUUUCUCUCUUGGGUUGAGCAUCAGGGUGGCAAAAAGAAGAAGCCGGCAAUACCAGUAGUAAAGCCAAGAGAAGAAGAGAAAGAGGGAAGCGAUGGGUGGCCAAGCCCAAGUCCAACUUCUAGGAAUAUCUUUGAGAUGGAGAUGGGUGGAGCUGUGAGCAUGGAGGAGGAUCUAGAGAUGGAGAGGAAGCUUGAGAAAAAGCUCAAGGUGAAGAAAGGAAAGUUGGGAGGUCCGGAUGAUGGUAUGGAUGAACUUUUUGCAGACCUUGGGUUUGGUGGCAACUUUGGUUCAGAUGAUGAAACAAAAGCAUAUGAUUGGAAUGUGGCGGAUGACACUAAUUUAGACAAGAAAAAAGGUAAAAAGAAAAAUAAGAAGGCGAAGAAGGAUGACACAGAGAUGGAGGAACCAGAUGAUAGGGGUGAAGAGAAUGGUCGGAAAAAGAAGAAGAAGAAGAUGAAGAAGGCUGGUAUGGAAACGAAGGAACUGGAUGAUGUGGGUGAAGAGAACGGUCGGAAAAGGAAAAAAGAAGAUGAGGAUGACUCAGAGAUGAACGAACCAGAUGACGAAGGUGUUGACAUGGAUGAAGAGAAUGGUGGAGCAGUUCUGGAAUCUGAGGAUGGAGAGCCUAAUGUGGUUGAACUGCCCACAGAAUCAAAAGGGAAGUAUGUACCUCCGAGUUUGAGUAAUGCUUCCAAUUCAGAAUCAGAAGAAAUUGCCCAGAUGCGUCGCAGAGUAAGAGGACUUCUGAACAGACUUUCAGAGUCAAACGUGGAGUCCAUUACUCAGGAAAUUGCCACGCUUUUUCGAUCUGUUCCACGAAGUGUUGGCUCUCAGAUAAUCGGGGAUGAAGUUUUGGCUAGUUAUUCCCGAGGACCUCGCGGCAAUGAACAAUAUGCUGCUGUGUUUGCAGCCUUUGUUGCAGGCAUGGCAUGCUUGGUUGGUAUUGACUUCAGUGCCAAGAUCCUUGCCUCUAUUGCUAAGUCGUUUGAGGAUGAGUACUCAAAAGAAGAUGGUCUAUCUCUGAGAAAUCUUACCUUACUCUUCUGCUAUUUGUGUAUAUUUGGUGUCAUCUCAAGAGUACCGUACCCUCUUUUUCUGUCUCUGAGUGAAGCUGGGAGUUUGCUUUCAUCUAAAUGGGCAGGCUGUGGAAUGAAGCUGAGGGGAGAUGAUCCAGGUACUAUGAAAGAUUUUGUCCUUAGUAUUCAGAACUCUGUGAAUCAGCUUAAAUUGCACUCUGGUGUUCGAGAAGAUGGGAAGACUGAUAUACGUAGCAGAAGAAUGGAAUUUAUGCUUGAGACCAUAUGUGACAUUAAGAACAAUAAGAAAAGGCCUAAAGAGGAUCCUUCACACCAUACUCGAAUAAAAAAGUGGCUUCAAAAGCUUAAGGCAGAAGAUGUCCUCUUGGGUGGGCUAACAUGGAGUAGGCUUUUGGACCCUGAUAAGAAAGGGCAAUGGUGGUUGUCUGGGGAUGUUCCAUCCACAGUAGCUAAUGUCGAAGAUGUUGCAGCUGUUACAAGCAAGGAUGUUGUAGAGACACAAAAACUUCUUCAGCUUGCAGCUGCUCAGCGGAUGAACACUGACAUACGAAGAGCAAUCUUUUGUAUUAUAAUGAGUGCUGAAGACUAUGUAGAUGCUUUUGAGAAGCUCUUGAGGCUGGGCCUUUCUGGGAAGCAGGACCGAGAAAUUAUAAGGGUCAUUGUUGACUGUUGUCUGCAUGAGAAGAUGUUCAAUAAGUAUUACACAGUCCUUGCUUCCAAGCUAUGCAACCAUGAGAAAAAUCACAAGUUCAGCUUGCAGUACUGCAUCUGGGACCAUUUUAAGGAGCUAGAUAAUAUGGAGUCAAGUCGAUCCAUGAACCUUGCAAAACUAGUUGCAGAGAUGCUGUCAAACUUCACGCUCUCCCUCGCAACUCUGAAGGUGGUUAACCUGGCCAACCCAGUGGAGAUGACUCCAGCAAGGAUCUCACAUUUCCAGAUGCUGUUUGAGACCUUACUACAGAAAGAUGACGCACGGGUGUGGAAUGUCUUUACUCGUGUCGCCGGUCUUCCGGAGCUCGAGAUAUUGAGGGAUGGCAUUGUGCUGUUCAUCAAGCAGCAUGUGAUGGCCGAGGACACUGGGAAGGACUUGGCUGGCAAACUCAAGAUUGCAAAGAAGGCGCUUGACAAUACUGCUGGAGUUCUGAUGUAG